Lucilia sericata (common green bottle fly) is the source of this 5706-nucleotide messenger RNA. RefSeq names its product sodium/hydrogen exchanger 3 (gene Nhe2). The coding region runs from base 1019 to 5245 and encodes 1408 amino acids. The record is from RefSeq and is a predicted model, not a curated record. The transcript is spliced from 21 exons. Gene Ontology annotation, molecular function: sodium:proton antiporter activity. Gene Ontology annotation, biological process: regulation of pH; sodium ion transport; proton transmembrane transport. Lineage: Eukaryota; Metazoa; Arthropoda; Insecta; Diptera; Calliphoridae. Gene Ontology annotation, cellular component: membrane.
UUUCAGUUGGUUAUUGCGUCAGGUCAGUUGGUUGUAGUGUCUGGAGUGCUUCAGUCAUUUUUUUCCGAAAACAGUUCCUACUUAAAUUUUUCUUUCGAAUUCAAAAACAUCGUACUUAAUUUACAUACCAACUACCAACAAACUUAAACUAAUAUUAAACUUAGUUUAGAAAAAAUAAACAUAAAUCCCCAAAUAAAUCUUAGAAAAAUUAAUGUAGAGAAAAUAAUAUAAAAAAAGGAAAAAAAUUAAAAAAAAACAUUACAAAUGUUUGCGUGAUAAAACAUUCUAAAAAUUUUAAGAAACCCAAAAGAAACAAAACUCUCCCUACAAACACUCCAAAUAAAAAUCCAAAAUAUAUAUAUAAAAACAACUGGCAACAGAGAGAAACAAUGUUUUACGACCUUUUGACAAGAAAUUCCAAUGAAUAUUUCUAUCAAGGUCCGGCAGGUCGAAAAAAAGGUGAAAGAGCUAAACACGAACACGAGGCAGAAGAAAAAGAAUUUAUAAAUUUCUUCUCCAAGCAGCAGCAAAACACCUUUGGGCCGCAAGAAACAAGGCAGAAAUUAGAAAGAGCUGCCAACAAAAUGGCUGUUAAUAAGAAACAACAAACAAUAAUGAUGGCGUCUCAAGAUGAGCGCGAGGAGUCAAAGGAUAAGAAGACGCCAUCGUUAGAGCAAGAAAUGAAUUUGGCUCGAAGGGCAUGUUGGUGCAAUAAUAAUUUGGAUGACUUAAAGGGUCAACAACAACAAGAACAACAAUUAAAACAAAAAUGCUGUGAGAAUUGCUUUAAACGUCUAAAUGAGGACAACAAACACGAUAAUGAUAAUGUAAAUGAAAAAGAAAAUGUUAUUAAUGAAAAUGAAGAGAAUGAUGAAGAUGAUGAAGAAGAUGAUGAUGUUAAUGAACAACGGUUUUGAAUGGUGCUAAAAACUUUAGUAAAAAUAUUAAUAAACUUAAUAAAACUACUAAUAAUGAUAAUACAACCACAACUACAACAACUAUAAAUAGUAAUAGUAAAAUGUUUAGUAAUACAAAUACUACCACAACUACAAAUAGUUUAAGUAAAAGAAAAAAUCUUAUAAAUAAGCACAAAAUGGAGCCAGGAAAUGAAACUACAACAAUUUCCUCUUCCUCUUCUACAAAAUCCAAAGAUGCUGCUAAUAAUUCCUCUGUCUCUGACUCUGCCUCCUCCCCCACCACUGUAAAUAAUAAUAAUGCCACAAAUUGCAAUAAUAGUCUUAGCAACAACAACAACAGCAACAAUAACUUCAUGGCCUAUUUGCGUGUUCUGCUACUACAACUGUGGUUGGCAUUUGUGGAAUUUUGUGAUAAAAACACUAUUAAAAAGAAUGAUCCACGUUUUGCUCCCUAUCGUCCCACGGAACAAAAACAAGAUCAGCAGAAAUCACAACAACAACAACAACAGAAUUCAACUCCUAAUAAUUCCUCCUCAACGAAAGCGAAAAAACCCUUUCAAUUCAAAUUGUUGACAAAUAAGAAAAUGAUUUUCUUAUUUAUUGUCUGUGUUUUCUUUUCCUGUGUCAAUCGCAUUGAAGCCCGUCCAAAUUUGGAAAGUUCUAAUAAUGCUAUAGUGGGCGAAGCCUCACCUGGCAUAGUUGCUACCAGUGAUGGCGGUGCAACUGUUAAGGCCAUGGAUAAUAGUGUUUCCGGUAAAAGUAAUUCUCCUGUAAGUGACUCCUCAAUACCACCGUCACAAAAUGAACUACACAACAAACAUACCGCUCAUGCUGCGCAUGAAGCACGUUCAGACGAUGGUGAGGAAGAAGGUGGUCAUCAUGAUCGUUAUCCCUUGGCUCAAGUGGAAUUUGAUCGAGUUAAAACACCAUUCAUUAUUGGUGUUUGGAUUCUAUCGGCCAGUAUAGCAAAAAUUGGUUUCCAUAUGACACCAAAAUUGCAUCUUAUAUUCCCAGAAUCUUGCCUUUUAAUUGUUGUUGGUGUUGUUAUUGGUGUUGUGCUCUUCUUCUGUACAGAUGUCGCGGUUUCUCCUCUAACACCUAAUACAUUCUUCUUCUAUAUGUUGCCACCGAUUAUAUUGGACGCGGGUUACUUUAUGCCGAAUCGUUUGUUUUUCGACAAUUUGGGUACAAUUCUACUGAUGGCUGUUGUCGGUACAAUUUUCAAUAUUGCAACAAUUGGCGGUUCAUUGUAUGCCUGUGGUCUGAGUGGUAUUUAUGGUAGUGAUGCUGAAACUCCUAAAUUAUUGGAUACAUUUAUCUUUGCCUCUCUUAUAUCGGCUGUGGAUCCUGUGGCUGUGUUGGCUGUCUUUGAAGAAAUUCAUGUCAAUGAAAUUUUGUAUAUUGUCGUCUUUGGUGAAUCAUUACUUAAUGAUGCUGUUACGGUCGUCAUGUAUCAUAUGAUGGAAGUUUAUAAUCACAUCGGUAUAUCGGAAAUUAUAGCUCAAGAUGUUGUCAAUGGUGUUGGUUCAUUCUUUGUGGUGGCAAUUGGCGGUACUGUUAUUGGUAUCAUUUGGGGCUUCCUGACUGGUUUGGUAACACGUUUCACCGAUCACGUGCGUGUUAUAGAACCCAUCUUUAUCUUUGUCAUGGCAUAUUUAGCAUAUUUAAAUGCUGAAAUAUUCCAUAUGAGUGGUAUUUUAGCUAUUACGUUCUGCGGUAUUACCAUGAAAAAUUAUGUCGAAUCGAAUAUAUCACAAAAAUCGCAUACAACCGUCAAAUAUGCAUUAAAAAUGAUAUCAAGUUCCUCGGAAACAGUUAUAUUUAUGUUCUUGGGUGUAGCCACCGUUAAUAAUAAUCAUGUAUGGAAUACCUGGUUUGUUCUAUUAACCAUAUUGUUCUGUUCAUUCUUUAGAGUUAUAGGUGUCAUUGUCCUAUCCGCCAUAGCAAAUCGUUUCCGUCUACAUAAACUAUCUCGCGUCGAUCAAUUCGUUAUGUCGUAUGGUGGUUUACGUGGUGCCGUUGCCUUUGCCCUCGUCCUGUUAAUCGAUGAACGUGUUGUGCCUCAAAAGAAUAUGUUUGUUACCACUACCAUUGCUGUGAUAUACUUUACCGUGUUCUUGCAGGGCAUCACCAUUAAGCCGCUCGUUAAAAUUUUAAAUGUUAAACGUGCGAAUAAACGUAAACCCACCAUGAAUGAACGUAUACAUGAAAGAUUUAUGGAUCAUUUAAUGGCUGGCAUUGAGGAUAUUAUUGGUAAAACUGGCAAUUACAAUGUGCGUGAUAAAUUCAAACGUUUCGACAAUCGUUUCAUACGUCCUCUGUUGAUAAGAGAUCUUAAGGGUGCCGAACCGAAAAUUAUUGAAACCUAUUCGAAAUUAACCAUGCGUGAUGCUAUCGAAGUAAUGCGUCGUAAUCCCUCAACAAUUGGUCAAAUAACAGGCACAGAAUCGAUGAGUGCCUUAUUUAGAAAUUACACCAAUAAUUGUAUUGGUGGAAGUCCCAGUCUUACAAAUUUGGAUAAUACCUGUUCGCGUAAUUUGGAUAUGCAUGAAUUGGAUUAUAAUCCCUCCAAAAAGGAUCUUACCGAUGCCAGAAUACAUCAUUUAUUGGCUGAAGAAUUGAAACCUUAUAGAAGGGCCUCUAUACAAAUGCACCGUCGUCUUAGUUAUAGCCGUCACGCCGUAGAUGACAGAGAUCUAUCCACACAGGUGAAUUAUAAAAUGCAAAUGAAUUUCCGUCGCAUGUUCAACGACCGUAAACAUCAUAAACGCAGCAAACGUGGUGCUAGUAAGCAUCAAGAUGGCGUUAAACAAAAUCAUGUCUCAUUCCAUGAUUUCCAACAGAAUGGAACAACGAAACAAUUCUCGCACGGUACGAGUAAGAAUGAAACAAAUUUACGCAAAAAACUAAUCAGAAAACAUUCUCACAAUUCACUUAACAAAUAUCGUAGAUUAGAAAUAGACAAUUAUAUUAAUGAAGUUCUUAGUGACACAGUCGAGGAAAAUCCAAAUAAACUCACCGAAGUUACUGUAGUAGGAGCCAACGAUGACUGGGAUGAUGGUCUUACAUUUACGGCGAAAUCAUCACCGGAUUCGGAUCGUGCCAAUAAUAAUUCAUUAAUUGCUCAUAUACAAAAUCUACCCGGUUUUGAUGCUUCUAAAGCUCGAAUUGUUCAACAUUAUGCCGCACCAUCGUCGUCGUCACAGCACAACAGUUCUUGUGAAAGUCCGGAAAAACUACUUUCACCCGAUGAUCCUCCGAUUGGCCCCACAGCGGCCGAACUUAUAUUACCCUGGCGCAGGGAUCGUUCCUAUCAAAGCAUUGCAGAGAAUGCCAUACCCGAAGAAGAUCGCAAUCUUCGGGAUUCGGGUGAUGAACGACGUGUUGCCACACCCACAGCCACCGAAUCACAAUUACCAUGGAAACGUCAAGGUGAUGAGAUAUCUGAUGCUGUACAACAAAAUGAAUUCCCUGCAUGGGCCUCAAAUAAAGAAUAUUUGGCCUAUAAUUCACCAAGUGCUACAUUUUUAGGUGGUAUAAAUAAACCUAAACAGCCCAAGUCCGUCAUAGGUCUUUUCCGUCGUGAAAGUUCUGGUUCUCGUGGUGGCAACAGUAUUGGUGGCACUGAUGGCUUAGAUGGAGCCUGUUCUGCCCGAGGUUCGGAUCCAGCUUUAGCAGCUGCUCUAAGCAGCAUGGUUGUGCCUUCAACUGCAUAUAAUCCUCGCCUUGACAAACGUUCCCAAUCGAUAUCAUCUGGCUCGGGCAUAAGUGAGGGUCAUGCCGGUCCCUUCCCUGUGACAGCCAGUCAUCGUCGUAAUGUGCGUCGUGGUUCUAUGCUAGAAUUAAGCGGAGACACUAUCCCCGAGGAAUCUUAUUACCAUGGACACUCAAAAUCGCUAUGUGAACCGGCUGGCGAAGAAUGGGAGUCCGUAUUAGCCGAUGCGGAGAAAGCCGACUAUGCCAGCGGGAAUAGUGAUAAACUACUAAAGGCCAGCAGUGGACGAGAACCUCUACUGCCCAAAUUAACACCAAGAGCUCAAAUAAGACGUAACAUGGGUGGUGCUAUGGGUGGCAGUAAUAAAAAGAAUCAAGUAACAACAGCUCUGCUAUCCAGCACCAAUUCCGAUUAUGAUGAUGAUGAAGAAGAGGAUUUUGAUUUGUAUGAUGAUGAAAAUAUAGUAGUAACCACCACCACAACAACAGCAGCAGCAGCAAAUGAACCCAGCAAUCGUUUAACGAGGCCGGGUCUAAUGGAGGAGCAUCUAAAUCCUACCACCACCACCACCUCUAUUCGUUUGACACGCAAUAAUGAUGAAAGUAUUAUUUGAGUGGAUGAGCAGCAGCUGGACAAAGAGCAGGACAAUAAAGUUAAACAUAAUAAAAAAUACCAGCAAAUGUUUAAAACAAAUUAUGAAGAAGGUGAAGAUUAUGAAGAAGAACACGAUGAUGACGAUGAUAAUGAAGAUGAGGAAGAUGAAGAAGAUAUAGAAAAACAAGAACAACAAUAUCUACUUAUGGGUUCUAGAAAAUCUAGAAAUUUCUUUAAGUAUGAAAUGUUUUAUUAAAUAAUUUUAAACAAAAAAAAUCUUUGUAAAUGUGUUACAAACAUGUGUAUAGGAAAAACUAAAACAAAAACAACAAAUUAUGUUAAUAGAGUUAAAUAUCCCGAGCAGGCAUUGAUUUGCAUGAAAAAAAAAAUGUUAAAAGCAGAGCGGUCCAAACUUUAGGCACUUUUAGUAGUUUUAUUUUUAAAAACCACAUUAAACAAAUUGUAAAGUUAUUUAAGAAU